Panicum hallii is the source of this 1062-nucleotide messenger RNA. RefSeq names its product 40S ribosomal protein S6. Bases 82 to 837 code for a protein of 251 amino acids. Lineage: Eukaryota; Viridiplantae; Streptophyta; Magnoliopsida; Poales; Poaceae. Gene Ontology annotation, biological process: translation. Gene Ontology annotation, cellular component: ribosome. Gene Ontology annotation, molecular function: structural constituent of ribosome. The record is from RefSeq and is a predicted model, not a curated record. The transcript is spliced from 6 exons.
AAACCCUAGCCCUCGCGCCGCCGCCGCCGCCCCUAGCGCUCGAGCUCCUCGCCGCCCGCGAGCUCGCGGUGCGUCGCCGCCAUGAAGUUCAACAUUGCCAACCCGACCACCGGGUGCCAGAAGAAGCUUGAGAUCGAUGACGACCAGAAGCUGCGUGCCUUUUUUGACAAAAGGAUCUCCCAGGAGGUCAGUGGUGAUGCUUUGGGCGAGGAGUUCAAGGGUUACGUCUUCAAGAUCAUGGGGGGUUGUGACAAGCAAGGCUUUCCCAUGAAGCAAGGAGUGCUAACUUCUGGCCGUGUUCGCCUUCUGCUACACAGGGGCACUCCAUGCUUCCGUGGUUAUGGUAGGCGUGAUGGUGAGCGCAGGCGGAAGUCUGUCCGUGGUUGCAUUGUCAGCCAAGACCUCUCUGUUAUCAACCUGGUUAUUGUCAAGAAGGGUGAGAAUGAUCUGCCUGGUCUGACCGACACCGAGAAGCCCAGGAUGAGGGGACCCAAGAGGGCCUCCAAGAUCAGGAAACUGUUCAACCUGUCGAAGGAUGAUGAUGUCCGCAAGUACGUGAACACAUACCGCAGGACAUUCACUACCAAGAACGGCAAGAAGGUGAGCAAGGCUCCUAAGAUCCAGCGUCUGGUGACCCCCUUGACCCUUCAGAGGAAGCGUGCUAGAAUCGCUGACAAGAAGAAGAGGAUUGCCAAGAAGAAGUACGAGGCUGCUGAGUACCAGAAGCUUCUUGCCCAGAGGCUUAAGGAGCAGAGGGAGCGUCGGAGCGAGAGCUUGGCGAAGAGGAGGUCCAAGCUUUCUUCCGCCGCCAAGGCUUCCGCUGCCACAUCCGCUUAAGAUUGUUCAGAGCUUGAGAGAUGUUUGAAUGCCUACCUAAGCUAUAGUUGGAGAACCCUCAUGUUCGGCGUUGAAUCUACGACCCCCUACCCUUUCUCGAGUGCAAUUUUGCAUGAACAUGCUCCUGGCUUGUCGGAAUUUUUCGAGUACCGGAGAUUUACCAUGUUGGUUUCAAUUGUGAAAGUUGGACCCGUCAGAUAGCUUUAUAUCUUUGGUCUCCGCCAA